Mercenaria mercenaria is the source of this 2796-nucleotide messenger RNA. RefSeq lists its product as uncharacterized. Bases 40 to 1887 code for a protein of 615 amino acids. The record is from RefSeq and is a predicted model, not a curated record. Lineage: Eukaryota; Metazoa; Mollusca; Bivalvia; Venerida; Veneridae. The transcript has 2 exons.
GUUACUCCCCUUGCCUAAAUCGAUAGAUAAGUAAACAACAUGGCGACCUCGGGAAAACACGACGAUAGUGAAACAGAAACUACGAUCGAUGUAAGCGGAUUUAUGCGCGCAUUUACUAACGACGACGACGGCGAGGAUGCCGACACGAGUACCGAAAGGUCGGGAGACAUAUCAAUGUUUUGUAAAGCGUGUUUACAUCCGUAUUGUGGCGAACAAAAGGCUGGCACGAUAGUACUCAGGUGCGAACGAUGUGGACAGACGGACACUGUCCUAGAAGAACGUGUUGGCAGUUUAAAGCCACAAGAAUGGAUAGGGAAUCUUAUGAUGAACAGAUUUAUGCAGGUGGUCAAAGAACAAGAGGACAUAAGUGCAAAUUUGUCAGAUCCUCUUUUCGCCGAGGACGAGUACCAGAGAAUAAGCCUAUGCCUAUCGGAGUAUACUUUUAAUAUAGAAAAGAUUGCAGUACAUUUCUAUGAUAUCGCCAAAAAGGCAAGACUGGCCACUGAGGAGGACAGGAAAAGGAUAGAGGCAUGCCAAGAGGUAGAUGCUUCUGUAGCUGGACUAGAGGAAGUCCAAGCCAUGAAUGCUACAAAAACGUUAAUAGAGAUUCAUAAAACACUUGUUAUGAGUAACCCAAUACCAGACAUUGAUGAAGAGACACUGGUAAAUGCUGGAGAGGACAUAUCUACCGGCAGUGCGAGCCAUGCAGACCAACAGACGGAUCAAAGUGUUGAAAAUGAGGUUAAAAGUACAGACGGUGAAAAAGCGUCUCAAGAUGGGUACAGUAGCGAAAUCCAAAACACCAAAACGAAAAGAGAUCAGCAUCAGGGUACCACGACUAUAACUUUUGAUGAAGAUGUGAAUAGAAAUAAAGAGAAGAAAAAGAGAGUAUUAGAGCUGGUUCGAGAGCAGCUGAGUCAGCUGGGACCGAAUGUGUUGUCUCUUAUUGAAACACUUAUAUCAAAGUACAAUAUUCCAGAUGAUAUAAUGGUCGCUGUGCAAGAAAGGUUACGCAAUGUUGAUAAAGCAGAAAACUGUGAAAAUACAGAUGUUGAAUCUGAUUCAGAGACUGAUUUAGACACUAAAGAUACUAAAGAUAAUCAGAACGAUGGAGCAGAGAGUGCAUACGAGGAAGAGAAUACUGAAAAGGAAAGUAAAGAUGAGGAUAGGGUGUCUGAUGAUAAUACUGAUUCAGACGGGGGGACGGAAGAGUCUUCUACAAUAUUUAAUAUACCAACUGAAACAAUACAAAAAGAAGUAUUUGAGGCUCUUGGGCAUAAACUUAAACUCCGUUUUGACAGCGGAGCUAUAAGAAAAAUUAACCUGGAUCAAACUGACGACUCGUGUCCUAAAUUCCAAACAAAAGAAGAGAAAACAGAAAAUAAUGAGACUGAUGGAAGGAAAACGACAACAUCACAAGAAAUGGCGGAAAAUUUUGAUAAAAAAUCGGAGACACCAAUUGAAAACACGUCACGGGAGGAAAGUGCAAACCCUGGGGAAAACAGUAACGAAAACGUUGACAAUGAAAAUGAUACAGAGAGUUUUAUGGUAAACUUCUAUUCGUUGUCAUCAGAGUUUAUUAGGGAAUUGCAACGACGCAAAAGUAGAGCAUUAGGUGUAAGGAAAGAUAAAGCUUUAGCAAAUAUUCAUGAAAAGAUUCAACGCCUUAAGAAAGAAAUGGAAGGAGUUGAAGAAGCAGUAACUGAAGAGUUAACACUUGCAUAUCAAAGGAAAAUGAAGAAGGUAGAGAAACAGAGGAAGCAGCUGGAUGAGAAGCAUGACCAGGUGAAAGAAGCCGAAAGACUGCUUGAAUAUUACACAAUGACGGGACAAGAAGAUAAAAUCGCGGAACUGAUAGAACAGUUCAAUAUCCAGUACGAAAACUAACUAGACUUCUGUCUAGCUUAAGACACGUUAAUUUUUGGUAGUUUUACGUGUGGCCUUCUUUGAAACUCAUCGCAUUGACAAAGAACAGAUGAUGAAAUGAUGGAUGUUAAGGAAACUUUACUUAUCAUGAUGUGUCUUAUUAAAAUCAACACUGGGAAGCGUUUUGUGUUGUAAGAAGCACUCAUAUGUCCGUUUGAAAACAAUAAGGUCGUCACAUUUUAGAAAAAAUAAUCUGUAAUGUAGAGGACCGAAACUAUUCAUAGGAAACUAUUCAAAAUAUCCAGCAUCUUCAUACUUAUAUCUGUCGUACUAAUUGGUGACUCCAUUGGCCAUUACCUUUUGCCAACAAUGUUUGUAAGUUCGAUGGAAUACACAGGGAAAAUAAUACCGAUAUCAAGCAUAAUUUGAUGGUGUCUUUCAUGAAUUUGAACAAAAUUUGACAGAAAUGAAGUUUUAUGAUUAUAUUUAGUAACCUAUGUGAAAAUACAUUUGUUUACAAAAAGGAAAACUUGCAUCGUUGAAGGAUUAUACAUUGCUAAUGCAAAGUGAGCACUAUAUAAGAAACAAGUAGAUGCCAUAUAAUGUGUAGCUGCUGCAGUUCCAAAAAUAAUCUUUAAUUUGUGCUAAAUUGCUUACUGAAUUAUUAUUUAUAUCAAGUUCACAUACUUCUGAUCAUUCAUUCCAGUUUAAUAUACUCACAUUCUACCACUAAUUCUAAUGUUGAAUGCUGUGAUGGAUAACUUAGUACUAUACUUUUUUGUCUUUUAAAAUGUUAUGAGGAUUUAUUGAUAGUUUUGUUUUACACAUAUAGUAUGUAUUUAUGAAUGUUUUAUUGUAAAAUACUGUACUUUACCAUUCAUUUUUCCUCAUCUGUGAUUUUAAACUUGAAUAAACUUUUAAAUCAUUGAA